This is a messenger RNA of Epithele typhae, 426 nucleotides long. RefSeq lists its product as uncharacterized. The transcript is spliced from 3 exons. NCBI's taxonomy places the organism in Eukaryota, Fungi, Basidiomycota, Agaricomycetes, Polyporales, Epitheliaceae. The record is from RefSeq and is a predicted model, not a curated record. Bases 1 to 426 code for a protein of 141 amino acids.
AUGGGCUCGUAUCUAUGGCUUGUGUGGUAUGAGGCUCCUUCGAAAAAUGCGCCCAAACAUUGGACGCUUGCUGUGAGCUACGAGGCCAAUGACCGUGCAUACGCCACUGUGUAUGAGGCGUGCGUUGAUUUCACCGGUCGGUACGACUCCAGGGUGACACGGCGCGUCCCCUUGACCGGUAAUCAUCCGUCCGGCCCGUAUGGCGGCAAAAUCUUGCUGGGGCAAGUCAAUGACAAUGUACUCCGUUCUCUCGAGGCGUAUAGCGACACUGCAGUCGAGCUCGUCAACAGUCAUAACCGCAAGCGCGGUCCAGGAAGUUCGAGUUGCCACCACUGGGCCAUAAUCAUCGUUCGUAGCCUGGAAGAUGCGCUACUGCUCCCCAAAGGUGCUCUCACACGAGUGGAAAAGUGCCCUCGUGCGGGAUGA